This is a messenger RNA of Carassius carassius (crucian carp), 1676 nucleotides long. Its product is annotated as dematin-like. Gene Ontology annotation, cellular component: actin cytoskeleton; plasma membrane. Gene Ontology annotation, biological process: actin filament bundle assembly; lamellipodium assembly; cytoskeleton organization. Gene Ontology annotation, molecular function: actin filament binding. The coding region runs from base 359 to 1657 and encodes 432 amino acids. The transcript has 17 exons. The record is from RefSeq and is a predicted model, not a curated record. Lineage: Eukaryota; Metazoa; Chordata; Actinopteri; Cypriniformes; Cyprinidae.
AACCCCUCGGUGCGCGAAUGGAUUGAACCAGCGGUUAACGGAGCGCGCGCGUUCUCGCUAUCUGUCACACGACAUGCGGAGGCACGACAGAUAAAUGUUUGUGUCUGGUAGUUGGCAAACAGUUCGAGCGAAUACAGCACACACUCAGUUUGGUUUGCCCGCUGCAUUCUUCAAAGGCAUAUUUUUUUUGUGGAAUUAAUCGAGAGGAUUAUAUCGCAGGUGCGCGUGGAGGCUGUGUAUUUUGGGAUAGUAUUUGCUGGAUAGGAAUGGUGUUGGGACGAGGAGGCCCUGUAGAUGUGUGUCAUGAAGCUUCUCAAUGCCUGUGUGACCUCAUAAAGGGAGUGCUUUCUUAUCGAAAAUGAUGAUGCAUAAGCAGUCGUCCUGUACCUCGCCGGGCAGCGUUUGUUCUCUUCGUGGAAGAGGUGUUCCUGGAUCCCCAUCGGUCACUGUAGUGGCCAAAAUGGACAAUCAAGUGAUUGGGUAUAAGGAUCUAGCAGCUAUACCUAAAGACAAGGCCAUUCUGGACAUAGAGAGGCCUGACCUGAUGAUUUAUGAGCCCCACUUCAGCUAUUCACCGAUGGAGAGGUCAUUAUCUCCUCGUUCAAUCUCCCCUCUUCUAUCUCCAGAGAGCAGUCUAUCAAAGGAUGUCUAUGAGAGGGAUUGGUCAGAGCUGAGUAAAAGCAUCACCAUCAGCACUAAAGUCCCACACCAGCAACAGCACUUCCACAGGCCAGACAAUGGAACCAAUAUAUACAAGAAGCCACCAAUAUAUAAACAAGAUGUCUCAGCAGCCGUUCCACACAGUAAACACAUGAUGGAUUUAAUCAUCGAGUCAUCCAAGUUUCCCGCCGCAGAACCUCCAGACCCCAACCAGCCCGCUAAGAUAGAGAUGGACUACUGGCCCUGCCCUCCCUCGCUAGCUGUUAUAGAGAAAGAGCGAAGGAAGAAUGUGGCAUCCAAGAUGGCUGAGGGAGAGGAGGGUGAGGAGGAUGACACGUAUGAUGACAGCGAUCUGUCUAAAGACAUGUGGAGACUUCGGCAGAUGCAGAAACAGGAGCUCAACAAGAUUCAGUCCAAUCUAGGAAAACUGAUACUGAAGGAGGAGAUUGAGAGAUCGGCCCCUGUCCGAAGGAAAACACGGUCUCUGCCCGACAGGACACACAUGCAUCUGGCCUCCAAAUCCCCCUCAUUUCCUUCCUACACUAAGAUUGGCCUGACUAGGCUCCAGUCUGCAGAGUUCUCCUCUUCAAACAGUGAUAAAGGGAGUCAAAGUAAGUGUGGGGAUUAUUACAUUUCUAUUCUAUUCUAUUUAUACUACAAAGAGAUCUUUGCCAUGUUUUAUACCUCCUGCUCAUUGUAUUGUUAUUUGUUUCUCUCUCUUUUUACAGAUUUCCAGAAUGGAGAUGCCCAAAGCAGAAGGAUCGACAGAGGGAAUUCACUCCCUAGUAUGCUGGAACAAAAGAUUUACCCGUAUGAGAUGCUCAUUGUGACUCACAGAGGCAGAAACAAACUCCCUCCUGGUGUAGACAGGACAAGACUGGAGAGGAACCUGUCACCUGAGGAAUUCCAGAAUGUCUUUGGAAUGUCCACUGAGGAAUUCGACCGACUCUCCCUUUGGAAGAGGAACGACCUGAAAAAGAAAGUCUCUCUCUUCUAGUAGUCGGAGAAAUACGUUC